Messenger RNA from Oncorhynchus gorbuscha (pink salmon), 3467 nucleotides. RefSeq lists its product as uncharacterized. Lineage: Eukaryota; Metazoa; Chordata; Actinopteri; Salmoniformes; Salmonidae. The transcript has 3 exons. Bases 762 to 3467 code for a protein of 901 amino acids. The record is from RefSeq and is a predicted model, not a curated record.
UGAUUUCCUCCCUUCUGUAAUAAGCAGCCAAUGAGUUCUCACGGAAGGUGAUAAUUCUGACUAAAACUACAGAAUAAAGCCGCCAGUUAAAAUCAAGGAACGGUUGAGCUCGUGGUUACUGAAGGGAGCUACAGUGAGAACUCAAUGCUCUUCACGAGCAAGAGAGAAAGAAGAAUCACAUCCAGCUGUAAAACGUCUACAAGAUUCCCAAAUCCUGGUAGACCCUGUCAUCUGCCAGAUAAGAGUUUUGCACCUACCUGCAAACUAAGAAGAAAAUCUCCACAUAAGGAAGCAUCGUGAGGCAACAUAAGGUCAAGACUAACAGGAAAGUCAGACACGCAAGUACAAGUCAAGGUGUUUGAAGGUGGUCCUAGCCUUGUGAACAGCUAAUAAGAGACUUUAAGAUUACAAUUCGUAAGGACUGGAGAUAGUUGUCUAUUUCAUAAAUACUCUGGUAUUAUGCAUUUGCUCUUUCUAUCUUAAUGUAUCACUGGUAUGUGUAUUACUGAAAAAUAUUAUUUGAUACUUACUAAAAAUAUAUAUAUAGUCACAAACAUUAAGGGUCAGCGUACACCUAUUAAUUAUAUAUUCACAUGUAAGUUAAUAGUGUAAUUGUUUGGUAAGGUGUUUGUUCAAGCCUUUGUUACAAGCAUUAUACAUGUUUAUACCACGUACUGAGUUUUAAAUUACAGUGAAUUAGAGUAUAAAUUACCUACUCACUUAUCCAAACCUUAGCUAGAAUUGAUUUGACUUGAUUUAGAAUGUCAGAAAGAGGUAGUUUCACUAAAGGUGAUAGAGAUGGGGUGGGUCAAGUUGAGCAGCUGCAGCAACACCUCGCAAACUUUGAGCCUUCAUCAGAACAAACAGAACAGCAGGAAGAGGCCCAGACUGGUGUGGAGUCACUUCGGCCAGUGAAUGAUGAUACAGAGGCUGCUAAUGAGAUAGCACAACAAGAGCCACGAAAAGGUGAGAGGGUCCGCAGGUUAACUGAAAAGGGCAGAGAACUGCGCGACGAAAGGUGGAGACAGCUCGAACAUCGUUUCAGGGUCAGCUAUGAGAAGUGGAAGGCUCUGGUAAAGGAAGCAAAACUGUCACUGACAGGCUGUUGCUCUGAAGACCUACUAGAAGACCUCUUAAACAAGAUUAGCCAUACCUCUACAGAGCUAAACCUUGUCUACGUAAAUUUGCGUCAAAUCGACAUUCCCGACAACGAUAUACGACGCAGAGUUGAUACUUGUGAAGCAGUUACAAUGUCUAUUAUCAAGACUGUAAGGUGUCAUUUAAAAGGCAGGGAAGAAGGUCAAAGUAACCAGAUAGAGUUGCACUGGAAGGACAGCAAUUCCUUGUGCAUGUCUGAACUCUCACAUAAGUCAAGUCUCAACUAUCAGCCCUCAAGUGCUUCCUCCCAGUCUCAAAGCAACUCAAAGGUCAACUCCAGACGCUCAAGCGUGUCAUCUGUCAAGAGACAAGAGGCUGCGGCGGAAGUUGCUGCUAAUCAAGCAGCUUUAGAAGUAAUGGUUAAGCAAGAACGCCAACUAGAAGAGCUUCAGCGACUCGAAGAUGAAGAUAAGAAGAGGACAGCGGAGCAAGAAGCUGAGGCUGUGAAACGCAGCUUAGAAGAAGCUAGGCUGCGAGUCAAGUUAGAGGUAGAAAAUGCUGCCAGACGAAGGACACUAGAAGACAAGCGUAGAGAGUUAGAGCGCCUAGAAGUGCUCAAGAAACUAAAUGCUGCCAAGGCGCGAAUGCAAGUGUAUGAGCAAGAUGAAAACUCAGAGGACGAAAAGAGAGAACUACUCUCUAACUGCAAAUCUGUGAAAGAAGUCACGCACAGAAGUGGCUCAUUUCACAGUCUCUCACCACAACAUGUUGUGACAAGCACACAGCAAGAAGAUGGCACCAAGACCAUGUUCAGGUUACUAGCGGAAUCAAUCAGUGAAAGCCGCCUCCCCAUACCAGAACCAGUAACAUUCAAUGGAGAGCCUCUCUCGUACACUGACUGGAAGGUCUCUUUUCAGACUCUGAUAGACAGGAAGAACAUACCAACAACUGAGAAGAUAUAUUACUUAAGAAAAUAUGUCGGUGGGCCUGCCAAGAAAGCCAUCGAAAGUUACUUUAUGUUAGGAACAGAAUCAGCCUACCAUGCUGCUUGGACCAUUCUUGAAGAAAGGUACGGAAACAAAUUCUUCAUCGCCAAGUCUUUCAGAGAUAAGCUCAAUGCAUGGCCUACGAUAGGAUCCAAGGACAGUCUUGAACUUAGAGACCUUGUAGACUUUCUUCGCAGCUGUGAAGCUGCUAUGUCUCAGAAUAAGGGCCUGGAGGUGCUUAAUGACUGUAAUGAAAACCAAAAGAUCCUCGCUAAACUUCCAGAUUGGCUAACUUCAAGAUGGAAUAGAAAGGUCACAGCCAUCUUAGAAGAAACGGAGAUCUUUCCUAGCUUCAGUCAGUUUGUGAAGUUUCUCACGAGAGAAGCCAAGAUUGCUUGCAAUCCUACGCUUGAAUCUGACUUCAACGAGAGAGCUGCAGAAGAGGACCUCAUAUCUCAAGAGGAUAUCCGGUUCCUGAAGAAAAUGAAAGAGGGCAUCAGACGCAAGGACAAUGGACAUUAUGAGAUGCCGCUGCCGUUUAAGGAAGAAAGACCCAAUCUGCCGAACAAUAAAACAUGUGCAGUUCACCGACUCAAGUGCCUGGAAAGGAGGCUAAGGAGAGACAAGCAGUACUACAAGGACUACACAGCAUUCAUGGAAGAGACUAUAGCUUGUGGAGAUGCUGAGAAGGUCUCUAAAGAGGAAAUUAACAAGCAUCCAGCAUGGUACAUCCCGCACCAUGGAGUUUAUCACCCACAAAAGCCUGGGAAGAUACGAGUCGUCUUUGACUGCUCAGCUAAGUUUCGAGAGUCGUCCUUGAAUGAUCAUCUUACCGGUUCAGAGGUGACAAACACAUUGCUGGGCGUCCUUUGUCGUUUUCGUAAGGGUCCAGUUGCAAUCAUGUGUGACGUAGAGUGCAUGUUCCACCAGUUUCAUGUGAAAGCAGAAGACCAAGAUUAUCUACGGUUCCUUUGGUGGGAGAACGGAGAUCUAGAGUCUCAACCCUCAGCGUAUCGUAUGAUGGUCCACUUGUUCGGCGCAGCUUCAUCUCCUGGUUGCGCCAACUAUGGUCUCAAACAUCUUGCUGCCGAAGGACAAGGAAGCUUCAGCGAGAAGUCUAUCCAGUUCAUAGAAAGGAACUUUUAUGUUGAUGAUGGGUUGACGAGCGUAUCGUCUGAAGCUGAAGCGGCCCAGCUGGGGAAAGAAGCAAGAGAGCUUUGCAGCAUCGGCAAACUUCGGUUGCACAAGUUUAUCUCUAACAGCAAGGAAGUUAUAGCCACAAUUCCCAAGGAAGAACGUGCCAAGGGUGCCAAAGACCUGGAUAUGGCUCUGGGUGAACCACACAUGGAGAGAGCGCUUGGUGUACUGUGGUGUGUCGCAUGA